AUGGAGGAAGUAUCAGAGGGCUCCUACAUUGCGUCGGGGAAGGAGUGCGAUUGCGGCAAACCAAGUGUUGUUCGUACAUCUUGGACAUUUGAAAACCCAGGAAGACGGUUCUACUCAUGCAAUUAUAAGAGAGGAGGAGCGUGCAAAUUAUUUUCUUGGGUUGAUGGGCCGAUGUGCACUCGGUCGAAGCAAUUGAUCCCUGGACUAUUGCGCAAAUCGAACGAGUUGCGCCAGAUUCUUCAAGAAAUUCAAGAAUAA
This is a messenger RNA of Striga hermonthica, 258 nucleotides long. The record is from the annotation of a GenBank genome assembly. NCBI's taxonomy places the organism in Eukaryota, Viridiplantae, Streptophyta, Magnoliopsida, Lamiales, Orobanchaceae.